This is a messenger RNA of Dentiscutata heterogama, 1766 nucleotides long. Lineage: Eukaryota; Fungi; Glomeromycota; Glomeromycetes; Diversisporales; Gigasporaceae. The record is from the annotation of a GenBank genome assembly.
GUUUACGUCAAACCUUAAAAUCAGAUAUUCCAAGAGGCGCGUCGAUCUAUCAUGUUAGUAAAGAAUUUGGUAUUGCUACAAUGGGUGGAUUAGGGCAUGUUGUAACAGCUUUAUCACAGGGACAAGCGAUGAAUAAACAGUUGAAUGUCAGAGUUAUAAUGCCUUUAUAUAGUUUUUUACAAGAUUAUUAUAAGCUUCAAUUUCACUCUUAUUUUUCAAUUAAAAUCCAAAAAAGUAAUGGUGAAUGGCAAAUUGUAAAUUUCACGGUUCGAAAAAUGCGUUGGGUUAUUAACGAAAAUAUUGAUAUCUUGAGUAAUGAACCACAAAAUCCACGAGAAAUGGUUAUUUAUUUCAUUGGACCUGCAAUAGAUUAUAGUCCUCUAGAUUUGGCUUUUCAAGCAUCCAGUCCCCUUGAAAUAUAUUCAACUCCACCCGGAUUAUCUCAAGAAUGGAUGAAUUUGUAUUUUUGCAAAGCAGUAGCUGAACUUAUAACAAACUUGGAUAAAUAUCCGGAAACUCAUCUUUUUGCCGAAAGUACAAAUAGAGGUGUAGAUGUUGUGCAUCUUCAUGGGGCAACAAAUUCUUUUGUGAUAGAUUUUCUUAAAGAAUUAUAUACUGAAGAUCACUAUGGUAAACCAUCUCCUCCAAUCGUUUAUACUUUGCAUGAUUAUUUAGAAGAGCAAUUAUAUUCAACCUUAUUUGCCAACUUUAAAAUGUUCAAAGACUUAAGCAAUGAUACUGAUGAUUAUUUAAAUUAUGUUCAUGGUCGUCGACUUUAUCCAUCAGCUUAUGCAAUUGAUAAUGCUCAAAUAAUAACUUUUGUCUCUGAACCACUGGCAAAAGAAAUGGUAGAAGGUCCUUUAGAUUUUUGGGCAAAGGAAUUAAUUAUGCCGAGUAUUCUUAACCGUGCAUCCCACGGACAAUGGGUUGGAAUCUCUAAUGGUUUGGAUUUUACUCAUUUUAAUCCUUUCGAUGAUCUUUUACUCUUUGAGACCGAUUCACAUUUCCCAAAGAAUAUUAAUACUUUUGAUUAUGAGCAUUUUAUUGAGGAACAAAUCGAUACAUCAUCACAAGAACUUGUUAUUGAUGCAAAAUUUAAAGCUAAAAGUUAUUUAAUAAAAGAAGGACUUUUAGAUGCUAGCGAUUUAAAUAGAACCAUAGUUUUAUAUAUCGGUCGAUUUCAAUAUAAUAAGGGUGCAGAAUUCUUGAUUCCAGCAGCCGAGACUGUAGCAUCUCUUGACGCUAAAUUAAUUGUUAUGGGUCAGGAAAAUAAUUUUCCUAUUUAUAAAUUGAAAAAACUUCAAUCAAAGUACCCGCAACAUUUCAAUUUAAUUGAUGAUUUAGAAUUUCAAAAUAAUUGGGGAAUCUUAUAUCGUGCUGCAGCAGAUAUACAAUUUGUACCUAGUCUUACUGAAAGUUUCGGUUUAGUUGCAGCCGAAGGAUUAUUAUUUGGUGCCACAAUUGUUAGUACGGGUGUAGGAGGGUUAAAGGAAUUUUUAGUUAGUAAAAACGUAGAUAAUGCAAGCGAUAGAUAUAAUUCUUAUUUAUUUGAAUUAGUUGAUGGACAAUAUAAUGAUCCUUCUGUUAAAGGGAUGGUAAGAGCUUUAACUGAGGUAAUAAAUGAUUAUAAACGAUUAAAAAAUAAUUUGCAUGAAAAAGAAAUAAGUGUAAGAGAUUUGAUCAAAGAUGCACUUAAAUUGAGUUGGCAUCGACCGGAGGGACCUAUUGAACAAUAUAAUAAGGGUGUAAUUAAUUGGGCUAAUUAG